AUGAACCCUCUGCUAGGGUUUGUCCAACCUGGUCAACGAAGUGAUGACAAAGAAGAUCCACAAGAGAGAAGCACCAAGAAGUUCAAAGGGAAAGGUUUAGAUGGUGAUAAUGAAGGAGGAGGGGACGUGCAAGCUGGAGCGAAGCAGGUGACCUCUUUCAAGGAGCUUUUGAUGGGCUCAUCAUCAAUGUCAAAACAACGAUCUGAUCGUGCAGUGACUGACGUCUUAAACACAGAUUUAAGCGGGGAGAUGAGAAUAACGGAACACACUAUUGGUGAUUAUGAAUGCCCAGAAAUCAUUUUAUCUGAGAAAGCAGAGGAGAGGAUCGCGGGGCCUUGGAGGAAGGGAGUGAUAGUUAAAAUGUUGGGGAAGCGUAUUGGAUAUAAAGCUCUGGAAAACCGUUUGAAUCAGAUAUGGGCAAGACAUGGAACUCUAAGUAUCGUUGAUCUAGGAAACGACUAUUCCACUGUCUCCUUCACAAGUGAUGAUGAUCAGUAUGUGGCACUUAUGGAAGGGCCUUGGCUGAUCUAUGAUCAUUAUCUUUCAGUUAGAGAGUGGAAACCCAAUUUCUUCCCAUCAAGUGAUGCAAUUGAACAAAUAGCAGUUUGGGUUAGAAUCUCGGGCCUCCCCCUUGAAUACUAUGAUGCGCGAGUCUUGGCUUUCAUUGGCAACAGAAUUGGAUCAACAGUUAAAGUUGAUAGGAAUACUCUAAGCAUUAAACGUGGUAAAUAUACUAGACUGUGUGUGCAAGUGGAUCUCACCAAGCCUUUGCUGGCCAUGUUUGCUAUUAAAGGACGACACUACAAAAUAGAGUAUGAGGGCCUCCAUCUAUUUUGUCUGUCGUGCGGCCGUUUUGGUCAUAACAAGGAGGAUUGCGGUGAAGUGAAUGUUAGGCAGGAACCAUGUUUAGAUGGGCAACAGCGGAAGCAGUCGUCCAAAGAAGGUACAGAUGGGAAUAAUGAGAUUAAAGCAGACGGCCCAUGGGUGGUGGUUCAGAAAAUCCGAAGAAAUAAGAAAAAUAAGCAACCUGAGAUUAAAGACUUCGUGAGGAAGGUGGCCGGAAUAGCAACCGGAGGAAUUCCGGUAGAUUUCAAUGGCAUUAAUGGAGGAGACAAAACCAAGGGGUCCAGAUUUAUUGUUCUUAAUGAUAAUACUCCCGCUAUGGAAAUUCCCGAUGUUGGCGACAAUGACUUGGAAGUUAAUGAUGGGGAGGAAAUAAUUUCCAUAAUUGGAGAUUCUCAAUCUCUUAACACGCUCGGGCCACGAACAAAACGGAAGGAAAAGAAACGUCUAGCAAAAAAAGUAGUUACACAAGUGACACGUGGGAUCAGUAAAGAAGGAAAGAAAGUAGGACUUUUUGGAAAGUCUAAAGCAGCCUAUGAGAAACUUAUGGAGAAUGAGGGAAUCAGCCCCCUUCAAUCCAAUUCUAUUGGGCCAGUUAAAAGGCCCGAUUUCCCUCUUCCUAAUAUUGGGCCGCAACAGUCUAAUGCCCAACUUAUUUUGGAUGAGGUCCAUAGUCUCACAUCCAGCCAAGUUGAGUUAGCCUCUCCAAAGAAACCUCCAGAUGCAGCAGUAUCAAGUGAUGGUAGUGGGAAAAGAAACGACAAGGAUGAAGCAAGAAGCGAGAUGGAGAAAGAUGUCUCUGAUAUUGAAAUGGUGGAAGAGACACCGGUACAAAUGAACUGUAGGGGUGCUGCUAGCAAAGCUUCCAGAAGAGUUUGUUAUCAAUAUUUGCAGAAUGUCAAGCCAAGUAUUGUGGUGAUUCUGGAGACUCGUACGAAUCCAGCUAAUUUAGCUAAGAUUUUUAAAAUUCUGGGAUUUGAUAGUCUAAUUGGGUCUGAAGUCCAGGGUUACGCAGGUGGUAUUGCUUUGGCGUGGAAUUCUAGUAAAGUCAAGGUGGAACUUCUGAAGCGUCACUUUCAGUUUCUCCACCUGAGACUCAACCUCGAUAGCGGGGAGGAGUUUUUCUUUACUCCCGUCUACGCCAGUCCCAGGAGUAGUGGCCGAACAGAAUUGUGGGAAGAAUCGUUACAGCUUUCGCGACACAAUAAUCAGAGCUGGAUUGUGGGAGGAGACUUUAAUGACAUCCUCAAGAGUUCUGAGACGAAAGGAGGAGCCCCGGUCUCUAAAAGAAGGUGUGAUUUGUUUAAGGAUCGAAUAGAUGCUUGCAAUCUCUUGGAUCUGGAUUCGGUUGGGCAUCGCUUCACAUGGAAAGGGCCAAUCUUUCACGGUGGAGGGCGAAUCUAUGAAAGGUUGGAUCGCGUUCUUAGCAACGAUAAUUGGAGGCUUCAGUUCCCACAGGGUUUUGUUAAGGUUUUUCCCCGUGUGGACUUUUCUGACCACCAUCCUAUUGUUCUCCAAUAA
Molecule: messenger RNA, 2364 nt
Organism: Vicia villosa (hairy vetch)
Lineage: Eukaryota; Viridiplantae; Streptophyta; Magnoliopsida; Fabales; Fabaceae
Exons: 3
Coding region: 1-2364 (787 amino acids)
Molecular function (GO): zinc ion binding; nucleic acid binding; catalytic activity
Source: RefSeq, a predicted model, not a curated record